AUGUCGAUAACGGUGCCUUCCACUGGAUUUAGUCCUGAACGAUCAGUAAAUAUUCCAGCUACUUGGAACGUGGUGCCAUCGUUAGAGACGGAUCAAAAAAUCACCGUGGACCACACUUCCAGCCCAAAAACGGAAGUGACCGGUAUCGAUAAAGGUCUGCAAAUUUCAGACACGAAGGUAUCGACGAAGACGAUCGAGCAAACGAGCCCGGCAGACGCGGCACGCGAGAAAAGAUUCGAUUUUGUCAUAGACAAUGGGAAAAACAUUAAUAUUGUCAUGAUCAUUGCUGAUCCUGGCCAGGAUCAGGAGGAAUUCUGGAAGAAUUUCAAGGCUUCUCAUCUCUUCUCUGUAGAAGGAAUGCUUCAAAGUUGUAACAACAAUCAAGUGGACAAGAUUCAAUCAAGAUUCUCAUUGGACGAUGCAUUGAUUUCUGCAAACAGAGACAAGAAACACGAUUGUGAGCACAUGUUGCGUUCAAACAUUGCAUCAUUAUUGCUUUGGACUCGAGACGUUAAAGGAAUGACCACAGGAACAUUGUCAAAUGGGAAUUUCACAAUUCCGUCCUUAUUUGGAUUCGAAGAAACUGUAGGGCUUUCGAAAGAAUUCGAUGAAAUUGAAGAGAAUAACAUGAAACCAGAGAUUCACAAGCUCAAACCAGAAAUUCGUGAUUGGCACGUGAUCGACGUAGCAAAACCAACCAAUCGUGUUUCUUCAUUUAUGUCUACGCAAAGCAAUCGAGAAGAUGACGAAGCUGCAUGGAAUGUGUUUGACAUGUUCUCGAAGAUAAGGAUGGUCCUGUUUCGCUCAUUGUUGGAAUCUCUUGGAAACGUUGGCGCCUCUGAGGAACCUAUCCCGUCUCGCAGAGCGCAUUUUCUUCGAUCCAAUUUGAUGGACAUGGUUGAAGAAUUGAAAUCGGUUGAAAACGAAAAAGGUUUCAUAUUGGUUGCCUCAGUGCCUGCCUCUGAAGUUAAUUCUGCAUUGGAAACUCUACAACGUGAAGCACAGGAUACUCUUGUUAUUAUAACUGGAGUCUGCACACAUGAUGGCAAGCCCGUGCCAUAUUUUGCCAGAGGUCCAUCCGCCAAAAUAAUUCGUGAAGCGACGAAAAUUUGGGAUAUUCCCAAUGCAAUCAGAAGUGUUAUCGCAAAUGGUUGUCAGGAUUGCAAAAAUCGUCGACACGAUGUUUCUCCGCCUCCAGUUGCUCAGUUGAAGAUCGUCCCGCAUAAUUUGGCCAAUUUUAAGAGAUCUUUGCGAGAUACUGUUAAAAAAUCGGAUGACGACAAAAAAUUGAUUGACGCUCCAGUUAAUAAGAAUGAAAUUAUUAAAACCGUUGCUGAUUUAAAUACGAAGGAAGAAACAAAGAACGAAGAUACAGAUUUAUUACCGAAAUUGGACGCAAAUUCAGCAAACUUCAAAAUGGCGGACAAAUUUACCACAAUUUUAGGUAUAAUACUCUCGAUGGUUGGCGCAUUUACACUCACCUCUUAAAGAAUAUGUCGAUUUAAUUAAUCGAUUGAUCUUCGACUUCUUUUUUUUUAUAGAAGCUACUUGAAAUUUUUUUGAGUAAAAAGUAUAAUAUUGAGUAAAGUAAUAUUGAGUAAAAAGUAUAAUAUUGAGUAAAGUAUAAUAAUAUUGAAGUUAUAAUUUUGAUUUCUUUGUGUGAAAAUAUAAAUGAUUGAUUUUGAAGAUAAAAGUGAUCAAAAAUGUGCGAAAUUGAUUACUGAAUCUGUUACUUCAGAAAUUUCUUACGAUUUUUCUUUGUAUCAUUUGAAACUAAUAUUUGAAAAUAAUAUUCCUUUUUUUUAAACACUUUUGUCGAAGAACUUUCGUUAAUGAUAAAUUUCACGCUUAACUCUUUUAUGAAUUUGAAGAGUAUAAAGAGUAUAAAGAGAUUGAUUUUUAAAAAUUCUAAAUAUAAACUUUUCCGUUUUUGUUAUACUUUAUUUUCUUCGAGGAAGUCAAUCUUUUCUUCAAAUUUCAAUGUAAAAUGAACGUAUAUAAGUACAUAAAAUAACGUGAAGAUAUAAAUAUAAUAUGAUGGAUUUAAAAAAUUCUAUUUUCUAUGUGAUUAUAUAGAUUUUUGUAAUGUAUCUGUCGAAAUUAUGAUUUCUGUAUAUAAAUAAAAAUAUACUCUGCAUGAUA
Messenger RNA from Apis cerana (Asiatic honeybee), 2142 nucleotides. RefSeq lists its product as uncharacterized. The record is from RefSeq and is a predicted model, not a curated record. Lineage: Eukaryota; Metazoa; Arthropoda; Insecta; Hymenoptera; Apidae.